AUGGUACGUACAAAAAGGUUCACAAAAAGGACCAACUCGACAACGACUCAAGAACACAUUAGUACCGACUCAUUACUACCGACUCAAGAACUGAAUAGUCAACCACAUGAUUUGGUGGUCCACCAACAAGUUCCUCCUGUUCAAUCUGCACCUCAACCUGCUGCAUCUUCAACUGCGCAACCUACAGCACAACCUGCUCAAUCUGAACCACUUAGUGGUCAAUCUGAGCCAUCCAAUCGAAGAGCACGAAACCCUUCCCAAAGGACAUGCAAUAAGUAUUGGGUUGUUCAAGUGUUAGCUGAUAAUGGAGUGGCUGAUGACGAGAGAUUACGUGUGCGGGAUCUUUUGGUACUUCCACCUCAUAAGAGAGUAGUUGUCGAAUGGAAUGAAGAGAAUCAACCUGUUGGGGAGGCAGCUGGCCUAUUGGGUGGUUUUUUGGGACACAUUGCGUGCAACCCUAACAUAUUUCCUAUUAGUUAUGCAAGGUGGCCUGACGUUGAUGACAUCUACAAGACUGAUGUUUGGGUCAACACUAUUAAGAAGAGAUUCGUUAUGGAUAAUGAUGACCACUACCAUUAUUGUAUGGGCAACAUGGGUAAGAAGUGGAAAGACAAUAGGUGGAGACUAGCCAAUGAGAUAUAUCAAAAAGACAAAUCGUUUCAGGAAAACCUUGAUUUAUACCCUAAUGGCAUGACAAGGGAACAAUGGGCAAGCUUUUUGACAUAUAAAACAAGUGAGAAAGCAAAGAAGUAUAGUAUCAUCAAUACUGCAAAUAGACAGAAACAAACAAUUCCACAUACACUUGGCUCAAAGACUUUAGCAAGGAGGAAAAGGGAGCUGGAAAUACAAGAAGGACGCAAAUAUAGCAGAGGUGAGAUGUAUGUUGUUUCUCACAUAAAAAGAGAUGGCAAUUUUGUGUGUGACGAAGCUAGGCUGAAAAAUGACCAAUUACUUGCACAGAUAGAACAAGCCAAUACUGAACAAGAGGCUUUUGUACAUGUUUUUGGGAAGGAACACCCAGGUCGCGUUAGAGGCAUGGGUUUUGGGGUGGUCCCCAGCCAAAUCCGUAGAACAUCUACUAGUUUAGCCUCAACUUCUUCUACUGGUCCUACACAAGCUGAGUAUGAUGCCUUGAAAGAAGAAUUGGACACUAUAAAGGGCAAGGUGCUAGAAAUCGACACAUUGAAAGCGCAAAUGGCACUUUUUAUGCAUACUUUUGCUGGUUAG
Gastrolobium bilobum is the source of this 1227-nucleotide messenger RNA. RefSeq lists its product as uncharacterized. The transcript has 6 exons. The record is from RefSeq and is a predicted model, not a curated record. Bases 1 to 1227 code for a protein of 408 amino acids. NCBI's taxonomy places the organism in Eukaryota, Viridiplantae, Streptophyta, Magnoliopsida, Fabales, Fabaceae.